ACUGUGACAUUCAUUUUCUCAUUGCAUUAAACGAAACAAAGAAAAUGAUUGCCACACCCGAGCCCGACCAUGACCGGAAAACCGAGUUAAUGGCCAUCGACCAAUCAAAAUCCGGCAUCAAAGGACUCGUCGACGCGGGCUUAGCAAAGCUCCCACGUGUUUUCGUGCACGAUCACUUGAACCUUAAUAUCAAAUCAGGACCUGCCCCCGACAAUGUUAACAUCCCGGUCAUUGACUUUGCCGGUGUCAACACCGAUUCCACUCGACGGGCUAUGAUAAUUGAUGAAAUCCGUAACGCCUGCAUGAAAUGGGGAUUCUUUCAAGUUGUUAACCAUGGAAUCCCUGUUAUCACCUUGGAAGAGAUGAUCAAUGGGAUCCGUAGGUUCCAUGAACAAGAACCUGAAGCCAAAGAGAAGCUUUAUUCUAGAGAUGAAUCCAAGAAGGUUACGUUCAAUACUAAGAUUGAUAUGUCUCAAACUAUGGCUGCUUAUUGGAGGGAUACCCUUACUUGUGUUAUGGCCCCUAAUCCGCCUGCUACUCAAGAGCUACCUGGAACUUGCAGGGAUAUAAUGCUUGAUUACACGAACAAUGUGAUGAACUUGGGGACUACACUCUUCGAAUUGAUAUCAGAAGCUCUAGGGCUAAACCCAAAGCACCUCAAGGACAUUGGUUGCACCGAGGGACUGUAUGUUAUGGGCCAUUAUUCUCCGGCAUGCCCUGAACCAGAACUCACAAUGGGCACCGGCGUCCACACAGACAGUGGUUUCCUCACCGUGCUCCUCCAAGACCAAAUUGGUGGCCUCCAAGUCCUACAUGAUAAUCGAUGGAUUGAUGUUACCCCAAUUCCCGGAGCUCUUAUAAUAAACCUUGGAGAUCUGUUACAACUAAUUUCAAACGACAAGUUCAUCAGCGUGUACCAUAGGGUAGUAGCAAGAAACAUUGGACCUCGAAUAUCAAUUGCUAGCUUUUUCAGAACAUAUAUUGAACCACAAAAUGCAUUAAGAAGGUAUGGACCGAUCAAGGAACUGUUGUCUGAAAACAACCCACAAAUUUACAAGGAAACCAAUGUGGUGGAUUAUUUCAAAUUCAAGCACCUUAAAGGUGUUGAAGGGACCUCUGCUCUUGCACAUUUCAAGCUCUUUUAAAUCU
Gossypium raimondii (Peruvian cotton) is the source of this 1149-nucleotide messenger RNA. RefSeq names its product 1-aminocyclopropane-1-carboxylate oxidase homolog 1. The record is from RefSeq and is a predicted model, not a curated record. The transcript has 3 exons. The coding region runs from base 45 to 1145 and encodes 366 amino acids. NCBI's taxonomy places the organism in Eukaryota, Viridiplantae, Streptophyta, Magnoliopsida, Malvales, Malvaceae.